This is a messenger RNA of Aegilops tauschii subsp. strangulata, 4459 nucleotides long. RefSeq lists its product as uncharacterized. The record is from RefSeq and is a predicted model, not a curated record. NCBI's taxonomy places the organism in Eukaryota, Viridiplantae, Streptophyta, Magnoliopsida, Poales, Poaceae. Gene Ontology annotation, molecular function: protein binding.
UUGAUUCUGUGAAAAAACAAAAACUUUUGCGCCCAGUUCUGGAAUUUUGUAAAUUCACAGAAACGUGUUUUUACUCUGAUUUUUUUCACGUAAUUGAUAUACAAAUUGCCCACGCCAUCCUAGUUUUUCAGAGUUUUUAGAGUUACAAAAGUAUGACCAAUAUUCAAAUCUUUACAGACUGUUUUGUUUUUGAAUGAUUAUGUUUUUGUUGUAUUGUGUGCUUAUUUGGAAGAAGGUCAUUCGUGGCUCCCCUACUCCCCGAUUUGAGACAGAUUACUGCAUAUCAGAGUUGUGUGUGGCCACGGUAGCAACUGGACAACUGAUGGGAUUCAGUUUCCCAAGUCCAUAAUCAAUUGAUGGCAAGGACGACAUGGGUUUGCUGGAGGGGCCCUUGACAUGGGUUUUAGUGGUGCCUAGCAGUCGCGUCGUCACUCGACAGCAAGCUCAUACGACCACAGUUUUUGGUCAUGUUGACCAACUAUGCGUGUGAGGAGAGGUUGGAAAGCCCAACUUUCAGGCUAAAGACAUUCUGAGAUGUCAUGUUUCAUGGUCCUCGUCCACGUGAUGCAUAUUCGUUGCCGAGUGGUCUGGUCGACAUUGUCAAGGAUACAAGGAAUGAAGGUGGUGGUCAAGCGGUUGCGACAACACAUCGUGGUUGCGUUUUGGUGGUGCUAAUUCAGUACUAGAACUGGAGUUUCAGGGUGAAAACCCUUGGUGUGACCUUCGUCGGUCAUACCUGGCAAUGGCGAUGUUUCGACAUUGUUACCUUGCUGAGGGCAUUGCAUGGAAUUUUGCCCAGUUAUGCUCUCAGGGUGAAAACUCAGGAUUUAGUCUUUGACAGAAUCCGACUACAGUGACACUUGUGUGUCCUUAUCUUCCUGAAGGGGUUGCUUUUGGAGAACCUUUUCGCAGCCUAUGUGGUGUCACAAUAGUGGUUGAUGUUGCUGUUGGUUACUGCGUGCCUCAUAUCUUGAUUUUUUCUUCUAUUUUAAUUUUUGAUUUUUUUUGCUGUGUGCAUCCUCGAUGCCUCCAGCUGAUCGUGACAUCAUGUCGUUGUAGAGACCGGGUGAACUUGAUAUCAUCCUGAUAUUAAUAUAUUACCCUUUGUCGAAAAUCAACCACCAGUCAUCCCACCAAACAUAUGUCACGUUUAGAUGAGGAAACCGGAGACCUUUUUUGUAAAACACUACUUGAUUUUCUUUUUUUAUUUAAGAACAAAAACACUACUUGAUUGGAGACGUUGGAUCAACCACAAACAAAUCCACUUUCCAAAAAAAAACCCACAGACAAUCCGAGGCAAAUAAAUGCUUGAUUGAGCGACUGGAAGACCGGCCUGCGCCAAAAGAUUCACGCCAAACACUCCACCGCGCACGAACGAACACGACGGGCCGUCCCCGACGCCGAUGUCCCGCCGCAUCCGCCUUCGCCGCCGCUCCUCCUCCGGCUGCACCUAGCUGAAGUCCGGCCUGCGCCACUCCUUUACCUCGCCGUUUUCCCGCCUCCGCCGCUAUUCCACCGCACCAAUGUCUCGCCUCCGCCUCCGCCUCCCCCGCGGCAGCUCCUCCUCCACCACAGUGAUCCCCCGCCUCCGACUACUCCGCCGCUGCUCCUCCUCCACCUCCACCUCGCCGCCCUCACGCUCCUGGUCUCCCCGAGACGCCUUUGCCGCGGCCACGCAGCGUGUCCGCGCUGGGACGCUCAGGCCGGAAGACGCACACAACCUGUUCGACGAAUUGCUUCGGCAGGCCACCCCGGUCCCCGAGCGCUCCCUGAACGGCUUCCUUGCCGCCCUCGCCCGUGCGCCCGUCUCCGGCGCCUGCAUCAGAGAUGGCUCCGCCCUUGCAGUGUCUCUCUUCAACCGUGUGUGCAGAGAGGAAGCCGGCGCGCAGGUGGCGGCGCUCACAGGCUGCACCUACAGCAUCCUCAUGGACUGCUGCUGCCGUGCGCGUCGCCCGGACCUGGGGCUUGCCUUAUUCGGCCGCUUCCUCAAGAAAGGCCUGAAGACAGACCAGAUUGUCGCCAGCACCUUCCUCAAGUGCCUCUGCUACGCAAAACGGACUGAUGAGGCUGUGAACGUGGUACUUCAUAGGAUGUCCGAGCUCGGCUGUGUGCCUAAUGCCUUAUCAUACUCCAUUGUUCUCAAGAGCUUAUGCGACAAUAGCAUGAGUCAGCGGGGGCUCGACCUGCUCCAGAUGAUGGCGAAAGAAGGAGGUGGUUGCUUCCCCAACGUGGUGGCUUAUAACACGGUCAUCCAUGGCUUCUUUAAGGAGGGCAAAACAGGCAAGGCAUGCAAUCUCUUCCAUGAAAUGAUGCAGCUAGGGCUUGUGCCCGAUGUGGUGACAUACAACUCGAUCAUUGAUGCGUUGUGCAAGGCUAGAGCAAUGGACAAGGCAGAAGUAGUCCUUCAUCAGAUGAUCGGUAAAGGUGCUCAACCUGAUACAGUGACAUAUAAUUGCAUGAUCCAUGGAUAUUCCACAUCUGGGCGGUUGAAAGAGGCUGCUAAAAUGUUCAGAGAAAUGAAAAGCCGGGGUCUUGCACCAAAUAUUGUUACUUGCGGCUCGUUAAUGACUUCCCUUUGCAAGCAUGGAAGAAGCAAAGAAGCUAGAGAAAUAUUUGAUUCCAUGACUGCCAAAGGCCACAGAGCUAAUGUCGUCUCAUACUCUAUUUUGCUUCAUGGGUAUGCCAAUGAAGGAUGCUUUGCUGAUAUGAUUGAUCUCUUUAAUUCAAUGAAAAGCAACGGUAUUGCAGCUGACUGCCGUGUUUUUACCAUAUUAAUUGAUGCCUAUGCUAAACGUGGAAUGAUGGAUGAUGCAAUGCACAUAUUUACGGAAAUGUGGGAAAAAGGAGUGAGUCCCGAUGUGGUUACCUAUUCCACUGUAAUAGCUGCACUUUCCAGGAUGGGUAGAUUGACCGAUGCUAUGGACAAAUUUAAUCAGAUGAUUUCCAUGGGGGUUCAACCGAACACAGUUGUUUAUCACACCCUAAUUCAGGGCUCUUGUAUGCAUGGUGAUUUGAUUAAAGCCAAGGAGCUGGUUUCUGAAAUGAUGAACAAAGGUAUUCCUCGUCCUAGCAUUGCGUUCUUCGGUUCAAUAAUAAACAGGUUAUGCAAAGAUGGAAGGGUUAUGGAUGCACAUGAUAUCUUUGACUUGGUUAUAGACAUAGGCGAGAGGCCUAGUGUCAUUACAUUUAAUUCACUGGUUGACGGAUAUUGCUUAGUCGGCAAGAUGGAUAAAGCAUUUGGAAUGCUUAAUGCCAUGGAAUCAGUUGGUGUUGAGCCUGAUAUUGUUACUUACAGUACACUUCUUGAUGGCUAUUUUAAAAAUGGAAGGAUCAAUGAUGGUUUGACUCUGUUUAGAGAAAUGCCGCUUAAGAGAAUUAAACCUGACACUGUUACAUAUGGCAUCAUGUUGGAUGGGUGUUUUCGUGCUGGGAGAACUGUUGCUGCAAGGACAAUGUUCCAUGAGAUGAUCGAAAGUGGAAUAACAGUGGACAUCCCCACAUAUAAUAUAGUUCUUAGGGGACUUUGUAGAAAUAACUGCACAGAUGAAGCAAUCGCCCUGUUCCAGAAAUUAGGUGCAAUGAGUAUGAAGUUCAAUAUUGCAAUACUCAAUACCAUGAUCAAUGCAAUCUACAAGGUUCGGAGAAGAGAAGAAGCUAACAAUUUGUUUGCUGCAAUAUCAGCCAGUGGGUUGGUGCCCAAUCAAUCUACUUAUGCUGUAAUGAUAAUAAAUCUUCUAAAAGAUGGAGCAGUGGAACAUGCUAGCAAUAUGUUUUCAUCAAUGGAGAAAAGUGGUAUUGUCCCCAGCUCCCGUCUUAUAAAUGGUAUCAUCAGAUUGUUGUUGGAGAAUGGUGAGAUUGCCAAGGCUGGAAUUUAUUUGUCUAAAGUUGAUGGGAAUAGCAUCUCACUUGAAGCUUCAACUACUUCAUUGAUGUUGUCUCUGCUUUCAAGGAAAGGGAAAUAUCAGGAGGACAUGAAGUUGCUCCCUGCAAAGUAUCAAUUUUUUGGUGAAUUUGGCUGACUAGUUGAUAUGAUGCAUACGAGACUAACUCGGAAAGUAGAAUUGAGUUUUUGCUUGCAUAAAGCCCUCCUGCCAGUAUAACUGUAUAAGAAAUCCAAACUGCCUACCUGUAGAGUUGAUUUCGUUUUGUGGUGUUGUGUGAAAUCAAAACUAAACCAACUUUGCCAUACUAGAUACAGUUAUAUGGAAGUUAUACUUUUUUCUCCACCCACUCGACAGAUAAUACUCUAAAGCCGAGUAAAAUCCUUGCAUUCGUAUUAUUCACUUUCAGUAUGCAAACUUCCCUUUCCAAGUUGGAGAGAACAAGAAGCCAGCGUCGAGGAAGCCUUGGGGGUGGGGGGUGUGAAAAGCAUAGUAACAAUAUAUCUAGGCUGCGACGUAUAUUUUUAUGAAACUUUACUGUACUUACGAUUUUCUAUUAUAGUUCAUAUGAAGAAUUA